AUGGAUGAUGAAAGUGGAGAACGUUUCUUCCAAACUUUGGAGGCAAGGCUUUCCGAGAAUGGAGUCUGUUUGGCCUUCAGAGAAACAGUUCCCAAAAACAUGCGCUUACACAGCAUAGCUGCUGUUAUUGAAGACAUGAUGAGUCACAUUCCAGUUGUGAUGGAGAGCAAAGUGAAUGCAUUCAUUGUGUAUGGAGAAACAGCAGCCUUUACAUGGUUGGCAACCAUUGUGUGGGUGACAGCAUUGGUGAUUCCUAUGACAGACUUCAGCUAUAAGGGAAAGAUCUCGGCAGGAAAGGUGUGGAUUACAACAGCGCAGAUCGAUUUCACAUUCAGUCACUUUCAAAAGGACUGGGACAUCCAGAUGUUCCAUGGUUCUAUUUCCUUCACACCUCACUCAAAUAACCCUCCUGGCUUUCAGAACUUUCUUCAGUUUAUAGAAUGUUUGGGGGCAAAAGGAAAUGGUUUUUUCAAAGAUUUCUGGGAGCAAGCAUUUGACUGUUCAAACUCUUCGGAGCCAACAGAAGACAAUAUAACAUGCACUGGGAAAGAGAAGUUAGAAAGUCUUCCUGGUCCUUUUUUUGAAAUGAGCAUGACCAGCCAUAGCUACAGCAUCUAUACUGCUGUCUAUGUUGUGGCACAUGCACUGCACACCAUGUACUCAUCUAGAUCAAAUCACAGAGCAUUGAAGGAAGAAGGCAGCCUGGAGACUACGAACUUAGAACCCUGGCAGCUCCAUUCAUUUCUUCAGAGGAUCUCGUUCAACACCAGUUCUGGAGAUGAAGUUUCCUUUAACGAUCAUGGAGAAUUAGAAGCUGGGUUUCAUCUUACUAACUUGGUCACUUUCCCCAAUAACUCCUAUGUUAGAGUCCAAGUGGGAAGGCUGGAUCCUCGGGCUCCUCCAGGCCAAGAGCUGAUCAUCAGAGACAGCAAAAUUGAGUGGCACAGAAACUUGACACAGGUGGGGAAAAUACUCAAGGCACUAUUUCUUCAGUUAUACAAAAAAGUCAGCCACUGCAAUGGCCAGGUGCCUCCCAUCUCUGUGUGCAAUGACCAUUGCCAUCCUGGUUACAGCAAGAAAAAGAAGGAGAGAGAGAAGUUUUGCUGCUACGAUUGUGCUCCUUGUCCAGAAGACAUGAUCUCAGACCAGAAGGACAUGGAUUACUGUGUCAGUUGCCCAGAAGAUCAGUGUCCAAAUAAUGGCCAAAAUCAGUGCAUUCCCAGGACCCCAAACUUCCUGUCUUUAGAAGAACCGUUGGGCAUUGUUUUAGCUUUAAUGGCUCUUUCCUUUUCUUUGAUCACUGCUAUAGUGCUUGGAAUCUUCAUCAAGCACUGGGACACUCCCAUUGUCAAAGCCAACAACAGGAGUCUCACCUAUAUUCUCCUUGUCUCUCUCCUUCUUUGUUUCCUUUGCUCCUUGCUCUUCAUUGGAGAGCCUAAUGAGAUGACCUGCCUCCUCCGGCAAACAGCUUUUGGCAUCAUCUUCUCAGUUGCUGUAUCUUCUAUCUUGGCCAAAACUGUCACGGUGGUGGUAGCUUUCAUGGUCUCCAAGCCAGGAAAUAAUUUCCGGAAAUGGAUGGGGAAAAGAUUUGCACAUUCUGCUGUCAUUUUCUUCUCUCUUGUUCAAGUGGGCAUCUGUGCUGCAUGGCUGGGAAUUUCUCCUCCCUUUCCAGAUCUGGACAUGCAAACUCUGAGCAGAGAAAUCAUAGUGCAAUGCAAUGAAGGGUCAGUUAUCUUGUUUUACUGUGUCCUGGGCUAUCUGGGUUUUCUGGCCACCAUCAGCUUCACUGUGGCUUUCCUAGCCAGGAAAUUACCUGACAGUUUUAAUGAAGCCAAGUUCAUCAGUUUCAGCAUGUUGGUCUUUUGCAGUGUUUGGCUGUCCUUUGUCCCAACCUACCUGAGCACCAGAGGAAGAGAGAUGGUGGCGGUGGAGAUCUUCUCCAUCUUGGCUUCCAGCGCUGGGUUACUGGGCUGUAUCUUUUCUCCCAAAUGCUUCAUUAUUGUGUUGAGGCCUAAUAUGAACAAAAGGGAACAACUAAUAAGGAGAAAACAUUAA
This is a messenger RNA of Eublepharis macularius, 2055 nucleotides long. RefSeq names its product vomeronasal type-2 receptor 26-like. Gene Ontology annotation, cellular component: membrane. NCBI's taxonomy places the organism in Eukaryota, Metazoa, Chordata, Lepidosauria, Squamata, Eublepharidae. Gene Ontology annotation, molecular function: G protein-coupled receptor activity. The transcript has 4 exons. Gene Ontology annotation, biological process: G protein-coupled receptor signaling pathway. The record is from RefSeq and is a predicted model, not a curated record. Bases 1 to 2055 code for a protein of 684 amino acids.